GGUCCAAGCAGCCCCCCACGCUCGGGGCUUGGAGGAGAAGAUGGGAAAACUCUGCGUGGCUCUCGGGAUCCUUGUGCUCUGCGCUGCUGGCGGCUGGGGGGGUAACAUCUGCACCACCCGCGGGGUGAACUCCUGCAAGCAGUGUCUGGCUGUGAGCCCCCUCUGUGCCUGGUGCUCUGCAGAGGUCUUGGCACAGUCAUCCCCUCGCUGUGACCUGCGCGCCAACCUCCUGCAAAACGGCUGCGGGCAGGACUACAUCGAAUUCCCCACCAGCACCGUGACCAUCCUGGAGGACCGACCCCUCAGCAACAAGGGCUCGGGGAGCUCCACCACCACCCAGAUGAGCCCCCAGAAAAUACAGUUGAACCUGCGGCCGGAUGACUCCCAGAUCUUUCGUGUCCAAGUGCGUCAAGUGGAAGACUACCCCGUGGAUAUCUACUACCUGAUGGACCUGUCUAACUCCAUGAAGGAUGAUCUGAAGAACAUCCAGAACCUGGGCACCAAGCUGGCCAGUGAGAUGCGCAAGCUCACCAGCAACCUACGCAUCGGCUUUGGGGCCUUUGUGGACAAGCCCAUUUCCCCCUACAUGUAUAUCUCUCCUCCGCAAGCUAUCACGAACCCUUGCUAUGAGAUUGGGGAAACCUGCCUGCCCAUGUUUGGCUACAAACAUGUCCUGUCGCUUACGGACGAGGUGACCCGCUUCAACGAGGAGGUGCGGAAGCAGAGCGUCUCACGGAACCGUGACGCACCUGAGGGCGGCUUUGAUGCCAUCAUCCAGGCCACCGUGUGUGAGGAGAAAAUCGGCUGGAGGAAUGAUGCUUCCCACCUGCUUGUCUUCACCACGGAUGCCAAGACCCACAUUGCGCUGGAUGGCAGGCUGGCUGGCAUCGUGCAGCCCAAUGAUGCCCAGUGCCACAUUGACAAAGAUAAUUUCUACUCGGCCUCCACCACACUGGACUAUCCUUCUCUGGGCCUGAUGACUGAGAAACUCUCGCAAAAGAACAUCAACUUGAUCUUUGCUGUGACGGAUACAGUCGUGGGCCUCUACCAGAACUACAGUGAGCUGAUCCCAGGCACAACUGUGGGCACCUUGUCCAGAGACUCCAGCAACGUCCUGCAGCUCAUAGUGGACUCCUAUGGGAAAAUCCGCUCCAAGGUGGAGCUAGAGGUGCGUGACCUCCCCGAAGAGCUGUCCCUGGCCUUCAAUGCCACCUGCCUCAACGACGAGGUCAUCCCCGGGCUGAAGUCUUGCAUGGGGCUCAAGAUUGGGGACACGGUGAGCUUCAGCAUUGAGGCCAAGGUACGGGGGUGCCCAAGGGAGCGGCAGAAAUCCUUCACCAUCAAACCUGUGGGCUUCAAGGACAGUCUGACGGUGAUGGUGAACUUUGACUGUGACUGCUCCUGUGAGAGCCAAGCCGAGGCCAACAGCUCGUCCUGCAGCCGAGGCAAUGGCACGCUGGAGUGCGGUGUGUGCCGCUGCAAUCCUGGGCGCCUGGGCUUGCACUGCGAGUGCUCAGAGGAGGAGUACAACCCCUCACAGCAGGACAACUGCAGCCCCCGGCCGGGCCAGCCCCUCUGCAGCCAGCGUGGUGAGUGCACCUGCGGGCAGUGCGUGUGCCACAGCAGCGACUUUGGGAAGGUGACGGGCAAGUACUGCGAGUGCGACGACUUCUCCUGCGUCCGCUUCAAGGGCCAGAUGUGCUCGGGCCACGGGCAGUGCAACUGUGGAGACUGUCUGUGUGACUCAGACUGGACCGGUGACUACUGCAACUGCACCACCCGCACCGACACGUGCAUGUCCAGCAACGGGCUGGUGUGCAGCGGCCAUGGCUCCUGCAUCUGCGGCAAAUGUGACUGCACCCAGCCUGGCUCCUACGGUGACACCUGCGAGAAGUGUCCCACGUGCCCAGAUGCCUGCACCAUCAAAAAGGAGUGCGUGGAGUGCAAGAAGUUUGAGCGGGGAGUGCUGGUGGAGCAGCAGUCCUGCAGCCGCAUGUGCCGCGACGAGAUCGAGACGGUGCAGGAACUGGGUGACAGGGGCAAGGACGCCGUGAACUGCACCUACAAGGAUGAGGAUGACUGCGUGGUGCGGUUCCAGUACUAUGAGGACUCCAGCGGCAAGUCCAUCCUCUACGUUAUCGAGGAGCCAGAUUGCCCAAAAGGGCCGGACAUCCUGGUGGUCCUGCUGUCAGUGAUGGGUGCCAUCCUACUCAUCGGCCUCGCCGCCCUGCUCAUCUGGAAGCUCCUCAUCACCAUCCACGACCGCCGGGAGUUUGCCCGUUUCGAGGAGGAGAAGGCCAGGGCCAAGUGGGACACGGGCCACAACCCUUUAUACAAAGAGGCUACGUCUACCUUCACCAACAUCACAUACCGCGGGAACAUGUAA
Nipponia nippon (crested ibis) is the source of this 2386-nucleotide messenger RNA. RefSeq names its product integrin subunit beta 3 (gene ITGB3). Gene Ontology annotation, molecular function: integrin binding; fibronectin binding; fibrinogen binding. Gene Ontology annotation, cellular component: integrin complex; cell surface; focal adhesion. Gene Ontology annotation, biological process: cell-matrix adhesion; cell adhesion mediated by integrin; cell migration. The record is from RefSeq and is a predicted model, not a curated record. Lineage: Eukaryota; Metazoa; Chordata; Aves; Pelecaniformes; Threskiornithidae.